UCCUGUGAUAAAAUUCCAAAGAAACUUGAAAUUACCCAAAUUCUGGUAGUUUACUGGUAAACUUUGAAGGUUCUAGAAGAAAAAGAAACGCACACCUAUUAAGACGAGGUGCUGGCUAGCGGAGUAGAAACUUGAAAAUGAAAUAGAGCCGCACACUCUUGGAGCGCAGAUGCAAAAAUGUAAUACCAACGUUUCGACAGCCAAGCUGUCUUCAUCAGGGUAUAAUCACAAACACUGCGGGAUGACUCGUUUAUAUAGUGUCAAAAGACACAGGUGUCUGUAAUCAUGGCCAGGAGUGGCCUAAUAUCAUUGGUUAAUAAUCAAAUAUUAAAAUGUCAUACAAAGAACACUUUGAAGGUUACCAGUAAUAUACCCUCCCAUUGAAAUUGUAUUGGUCCCAUCUAGCAUUUGGAGCUAGAAACAGAGCUGCCAUGUCUAUCGGAGCCACCUUGGUCGCUACAUGCAACCCUAGGCAGGACUGAUGUAAAACUCUGUUUCAAGCUAUAAUGUGGGGAUGGUAACAAGUGGUGAAUGAACAGUGCCUUUCAGAUGCAAAUGAUGAUGAGCAUAUGUAAAUUGCAUAGUACAGUGUGGGAGUACUUGCUCUCUCUCUCUCACUCACUCACACACACACUUUACUCUUUCAGCAUAGUUGGCCUACUUCUCCAAUAGAAAUCCGAGAUGACGCUUGUAGGCAAUGUUAUGGCGAAGUGUGCUAGCUAAACUCAUGUACAGAAACUCGUCAUCAGGUCUUAUUUGAUCACACCGACAGCUUAAAAUGGUACGCAGCAUCAUCUGGAUAUUUGUGCAACAAAAGUUCAACAUUCACCUACCAUUUCUGUCAAGCCGUCUAAGCAUACAGUUUGACGUAAUAACAUGUUCAACUACUUAAGACAUUGGUUCAGAUCUAGAUUGUGUCUUUAGAUUUUGAGAAAAUUAACUAAGGAAGAAUUUUUCACUUCUCAAACACCAAACCCCAUCCUGUUCUGCUUUGUCUGUUUCGCAAGCAUUCCCGUAAGUCUCACAAUGAUGGGCCUCUGGGUUUAAAAACUGAUUGAAAAUCAGGAGGCUGGUGGGAGGACCAAUAGAGGGACGGGCUCAUUGUGAAAUACAGUACAUUGAACAAAGUCAAACGUUGUUUCCAUGUUCGAAACCAUUCCAUUUAUUCCCAGUGGUGUGUAUUAAUGGAUGCAAAGGAAAGCCAGGUUUCCCCAAAAAAUUCACCAAAUCUCACCGAAGAAAGCAUCCAAGCGAGCUAAACAGCACUGUCUGUCUCUGUAUGUGUAGGCCAUCUAUCUGAUGCUGUCUGGUCCAAAAGAAUAUGAAAUUGAUGGCGCCAGUAGCAUUGAAUGCAAGGCAAGCCUUUUGUAUAAAAUAAUGGCCAAUCAGUGUAGAGCUCAACUGUGAGUGGUCCUGGCGCACACAUAAAAAGUGUCAAGGGAAGCCCGUUUGGAUUUGGCUUCACUCCAAUCACAUUGCAUCGAGAGCAAACAUUGACCGAAACUCGUUGUGCAUCUCAUUGUAUUGUUGUCCUCUGGUGGCUAGCUAUCUAAAAUUGUCCCUUUCCUAAAUUAGCCAUGGAUGAUAGGGAUUUGGACUUGUGGUUUUAAUUCAUUCUCCGUACUGGCCAAUGAUUGUAAUGGCGAUUCUGAUCCAACCAUAAAUUCAUACAUUGUGCCCCUGGCCAGAGAGGAUGGAAGUUCAAUGUGUAGCUAGUUGUAGAAGGCUAAUGUUAACUAGCUAACAUUGCCCAUGAAAGGAAAUUAGGCUAGCGAGCAAGCAUUUUAGCCAGGGUAGCCUAGGACAUCAAAAUAUGAAAGUGUGUACUGUAUGACAGAGUGAAAAAAUGUUUAAUCAACAUGAGAGGAGGAUGGCAUUGACAAGUAGGGUGAGUCAAAAUGUUUUUUCUAUUUGCACGAACGCGCAUGGCCACAUCAUAUUUAGCUUAUGUUGAUUGGACUAAAUUGUUUUUGGUAUCUUUUAGCUGUCACUGUAUUAGACAAAGCAGAGGUGAUUUGAUAAUGUUGAAGGUGAAAAGGUGCUGGAAUAGUGGAGGCAGCUCAUGUUUCCUUUGCGACUUGCGGUAACUCACCACGGUUCUAAAUCAAUAGUUGUUUAGUGGUCCUAAAAUGUCAGAAUCAGUAACUUGCUUGACCAUGUUGUAGGUCAUGUAACGGAUUGUUACAUGCAAUAUGCUUUGUGGACUGCACCAGACAGAGGUUGAGACAGAGGUUGCUUUCUGGGUUUGUGAUGAAACAAAGGUGUGGUUGAAUUUAUUCUGCCACUGUGUCUUCUCGUUGUCUCGGCCUUAGGCAUAUAUAUCAGUCGCAAGGCAUAUGAACUAACAGGUUAUAGAGCACAGGUUAUAGAGCACAGGUUAUAGAGCACAAUGCAAUUAUCACAAAACGGGUUGUAAUAUGGCUUUUUAUUCUGGCUUGGCUUCCCCAGUGAUUUUACCCACGCACCGCUACUGUUUAUUCCAUUCCAUCCAUUAAUGUGCCCGUCCUCCUAUAGCUCCUCCCACCAGCCUCCUCUGGUGGAAAUGUCUAAUUAUUUUGUAUAAAGGGAUAUGUGAAAGAUAUUUUCAUAAACCUCAAGACAUUUUUCCAUAAUAGCCUAACCAUGGAUAGGUGGAUGUGGUUAUCCAGGUAUCUGGGACAUGGAACACGAACAAGGAAGUAACGCAACAUGUAAAACAGAGUGAGAUGAUUGGUAUCAGUCACCUCAGUAGAUGGAGAGCAUUUCAGCCUCUGCUCUAACAACUCUCUCUUACUUAGAAACAUACAAUGUUGUUUCUUGUGGUGAUGGUGUCAUUUCACCUGGUGAAACAAAGUGACACAUGCUCCUCUUUACCACGACUGAGCCUGGAUGGAGACUACAUUGUGGGGGGACUAUUCCAGCUGCAUGAGAAGUAUGGAGGGACUGGUCCAGCGACUGACACUGAAAACAAAAAACCUGAGGUGCUUCAAUGUCACAGGUUUAAAUUUUCCUCAGCAAGCUACCAGCAGAUUCAAGUCAUGAGGUUUGCUAUUGAAGAGAUCAACAACUCCACAUUGCUGUUGCCUGGUGUCAGCCUGGGCUAUGAGAUUUUUGACUACUGCUCUGACUUGCUCAGUUAUGGGGCUGCUCUGGACUUUCUGACCCAAAAGGGAAGAGGAGCCAUCCCCGUGUGGAACGGUACAAACUACAGACCUAAAGUCAUCUCAGUCACUGGCCCGUUUGGAAGCAGCCAAACCAUCAGUGUCGCCCCUUUGUACAUGUCUGAGAUGGUUCCAAUGGUGACUCAUGGGGCAUCAAGUGUCCAACUGAGCUCAAAAAUCAGAUUUCCCUCCUUUUUCAGAACCAUUCCCAGCGACAAAUAUCAGGUGGAGUCUAUAGUCCGUAUACUCCAACAGUUCAACUGGAACUGGGUGGCUUUCAUCGGUGGUGACAAUGACUACAGCAGAGAUGCCUUGACAGUUUUUCAGGAUAAGAUUAGACCAGCUAACAUCUGUUUGGCGUACCAAGACACCAUUCCCCAAAACCAAUCGUUAAUAGGGCAUCUAUUCAACAACAUAGCCAUGUUCAAUGUCCAGGUUAUUGUAGUCUUUGCCAAUGUGGAGUUUGUCAUUCCUUUCAUCCAAAAGGCCAUAGAUCUCAGAGUGAAGGAGAAGAUAUGGAUCGCUAGUGAGACAUGGUCCAUGAACCAAGAGCUGAUCAAGAAGAGUCAGAUUGAGAGGAUAGGGACGGUCUUAGGUGUCACUGUACAGAGGCACAAGGACCUGAGAGGAUUUGAUGAGUUCAUUAACAACACAGUAAAAUCCAGACAUGAGAAUGCAUGCACUGACAUGGACUUGAAGGAAAGAUGUGGACAGAUUUGCUCUGACUGCAACUCCACCAGUGCCCAGACAAUUAUUGGAGAGGACCCGACAUACAGCUUUGUCAUCUACUCUGCAGUGUAUGCUGUGGCUCAUGCUCUCCACAGUGUUUUGCGGUGUGGGACACGGAACUGUGCCAACUCAGAAAUCAUUGCUUAUCCUUACAUGGUCACUGAGGCACUAAAACAGGUCAAAUUCAAAUUGGACAAUCAAAGUAUAGAGUUUGAUGAGAACGGGGACCCACCGGCUCAUUACGACAUUGUACACUGGGACUGCAGAAAUAAAACAUGUUCUAAUGUGGACAUUGGCUCAUACGUUACCAACCCCACACCAAGCUUCCAUAUUAAUGAAACUCUCAUACAUUGGUUUGAGGGCACAAAGGCUCCAGUUCUGCAGUGUUCUAGUGAGUGUAAAUCUGGCUCCAGAAGAGUUCAAACUGGCUUCCACACCUGCUGUUUUGAGUGUGAGAUCUGCUCUGAUGGAAAGUACAUCAACCACACAGCCGAUCCCUACAGCUGCAUAGCAUGCCAAAAGGACGAGUGGGCCAGGAAUGGCAGUACCUCAUGCACUAAGCGCUCUAUAGAGUAUUUGCAUUCUGAUGCUUCGUUGGCCAUUUUUCUGAUGUUCCAGGCCAGCUCCAUCAUCCUCAUCUCAAUGGCCAUCUUGGUUCUGUUCCUUUGUAAGAAGGACACCCCUGUGGUAAAGUCAGCCGGUGGGAGGCUCUGCUUCUUCAUGUUGUGUUGCUUGUCCAUGUCCUCCAUCAGCGUCUUCCUACACAUCGGCAAACCCACAGAGGCCAUCUGCACCGUACGCAAUUCUGUGUUUGUAGUCUUCUAUGUGGCCUGCCUGUCCUGUCUCGCUGUUCGCUCCUUCCAGAUUGUCUGUAUCUUCAAAAUGGCCGCCAAGCUGCCCAAAGCGUAUGAUUUCUGGGUCAAGCAUGGUGGUCAGUGGAUCACUAUUAUCACAACCACUGUCAUAAUGCUGUUUCUGUGCAUUUUGUGGAUAGCCAUUGAAGGACCCAAGCCCAAUCAGAUAACAUUGUAUAGCGAGAUAAUUUUGGAUUGCACAUAUGGAGUCAUCCCCAUCUUUUAUGUGAUAGUACUGUUUGCCGUUUUGCUGGGUAUUGCAUGCUUUAGUUUUGCCUACAUGGGAACUGACCUGCCCAAAAACUACAACGAGGGUAAAUCUAUCACUUUCAGCUUGCUUAUCUUCUUCAUCUCUUGGGUCAUCUCUCUGACGGUGCACCUGUCUACCAAAGGAAAGCACACACUCUCUGUCAAUCCUUUCUCUGUACUGUGCAGUCUGUAUGGUAUACUCUUUGGUUAUUUCUUCCCUAAAUGCUAUAUCAUUAUCAUUACACCGGAACGUAAUACCGCAGCCUAUUUUCAAACUGCAAUCCAGAGUUACACACUUCAACCUAGAUAAUGUACAUAUGUCGAGACAUAUUGUUGUGUGGCACUAGAACUGCCAGUUAGUUCUGUGAUGUU
This is a messenger RNA of Oncorhynchus keta (chum salmon), 5344 nucleotides long. RefSeq names its product taste receptor type 1 member 1-like. Gene Ontology annotation, cellular component: membrane. The transcript has 6 exons. The record is from RefSeq and is a predicted model, not a curated record. The coding region runs from base 2787 to 5282 and encodes 831 amino acids. Gene Ontology annotation, biological process: G protein-coupled receptor signaling pathway. Gene Ontology annotation, molecular function: G protein-coupled receptor activity. Lineage: Eukaryota; Metazoa; Chordata; Actinopteri; Salmoniformes; Salmonidae.